Molecule: messenger RNA, 1320 nt
Organism: Staurois parvus
Lineage: Eukaryota; Metazoa; Chordata; Amphibia; Anura; Ranidae
Source: the annotation of a GenBank genome assembly
CUCAAAAGCUACGUUGUGUCAUGCAGCAUUGGAAAUAUUUCCAUUCAGAACCUUGCAGAUCCUGUUAGGAUUACUGUUAAACAUCGAUCACCACUGGAAAAAGGAGAUCCGACCUGUGUUUUCUGGGACACCAAACUUAAUUCUGGACAUGGUGGCUGGAGCCAAACUGGCUGCAGGGCGCUGAUAAACGAAUCCAAUGCUAACGAGACAGUCUGCUUGUGCAAUCAUCUCACAAAUUUUGGUAUACUGAUGGACCUCCAGAGAGGGCAGUCGUAUUUAGAUUCAGAAAAUGCAAAAAUACUUACCUUCAUAACAUAUAUUGGCUGUGGAAUAUCUGCUAUAUGUACGGCUGCUACACUCCUGACUUACAUUGCAUUUGAAAAAAUAAGGCGUGAUUAUCCGUCUAAGAUCUUGAUGAACCUAAGCACUGCUCUGCUCUUCCUGAACCUUUUCUUCCUCCUGGAUAGUUGGCUGGCAACCUUUGAAAUCAAUGAGCUGUGUAUAGCGGUUGCUGCCCUGCUACACUUCUUUCUUUUAGCUACCUUCACCUGGAUGGGAUUAGAGGCUGUACAUAUGUACAUUGCUCUAGUAAAAGUGUUCAAUACAUACAUUCGUCGAUACAUUCUGAAAUUCUGCAUUAUAGGUUGGGGUAUCCCUGCUAUAGUGGUCGCCAUUGUUCUGGCCAGUACACACAGGAACAUUGCUUAUGGAAAUAGUUUGUAUGGAGCUCAUUUUGAUGGAAAUAAUGGUGAUCCAUUCUGCUGGAUAAAUGACGAUACUGUUUUCUAUGUGACUUGCGUGGCCUACUUUGGAAUUAUAUUCCUGAUGAAUGUAGCCAUGUUCAUUGUGGUGAUGGUACAGAUUUGUGGAAGAAAUGGAAAGAGGACCAAUCGCAGCAUCCGAGAGGAAGUCAUGCGGAACCUGCGCAGUGUUGUCAGCCUUACCUUCCUGCUGGGAAUGACAUGGGGGUUUGCUUUUUUUGCCUGGGACAAAGCUGCUCCUACCUUCCUGUACCUCUUCACUAUUUUCAACUCUUUGCAAGGUUUGUUGUUCAUAUUUUGUCUUUCAUUGUGCGUUUGAAAGAAAAUGUGCAAAAAACAAUGGAGGCGGCACUUUUGCUGUGGGAAACUUCGUUUGCCAGAUAAUUCAGAUUGGAGUAAAACAGCCACUAAUAACACAAAGAAGGUCAGUUCAGAUAACCUAGGAAAAUCCCUUUCCUCGAGUUCAAUAGGCUCGAAUUCUACAUACUGGACAUCCAAGUCAAAAUCAAAUUCUAAUCCUUUCUUUAAAAGAAACAGUAGCACAGAUAAUGGCUUCUAA